Ilex paraguariensis (yerba mate) is the source of this 693-nucleotide messenger RNA. The record is from the annotation of a GenBank genome assembly. Lineage: Eukaryota; Viridiplantae; Streptophyta; Magnoliopsida; Aquifoliales; Aquifoliaceae.
AUGGCCGGGAAGGAUCGUGCCGUUACGGAGUUAGAUGCUGGUAUUCACACGGAGAGCAGAAGGGUAGCGGCUGUCAGUUUUUCCGAACAAGAAAUAUUUGUUAUUAUUUGGAUGGCCAUGGUUGCAGCUGUCCCAUGGAUUUACCGGUUUCGCCACCCAGGCUCGCAUUCCUUUCCACUUGUGAUCAACAAGGAAGAGCAAUACAGUGCUACACUUUCAUCCAAAAGGUUGGUGUUUCACUUGCCAGUUCUCCCCAAGGUCUCAUCCUUUGUGGCCGUCACAAUAAGGCUUAUCUCGUCUGCAAUCCCAUUAAAAACCAGUGGUUAUCACUACCUAAACCGAGCUUGCGAUGUAAAAGCUCUGGCAGUUGGCUUUUCGUGUUCAGAGGAUGACAUGAUGAGUUUUAAAGUCAUUCGGGCUUCUAUUAGACUCCCACAAAUUGAAGAUAACAAGCUGCAGAUUGAAACCUUCUCUUCUCAAACUGGCAAGUGGAAAACAUCUCAGCUUUCUUUUCCAUCCAAGUUUUCUUUGAUUCCAUACGAGAAGUGCGACGUGAUGGGAGGGAUUUUUUACUGGCGAGCCAAGGGAGAUGCUGUGGCUGCUUACGAUCCUGGAAUGGGAAAAAAUCAUGUAUGGUUGAUGAGAUUUCCGACUACUGGUUUGAAUGGGAUGGUUAGAGCUAUGCGGGGCUGA